AUGCCAUCCUCCCUCGACGUCAACAACGCCCGCUUCAACGCCGAGGCGGCCGAGUGGGACAACAACGUCAAGCAUGUCGAGUCGACACAGAAAGCCCUCGACGCAAUCAGGCGCCACAUCCCCGCCUUUGCAGACGGCACAGCCAAAGACCUCGACGUCCUCGAGAUCGACUGCGGGACAGGCCUGCUAUCAUUUCUGCUGGCGCCGCAGGUCCGAACCCUGAUCGGCGUGGACACGGCUUCGGGCAUGCUAUCAGGCUUCGACGCCAAGCUAGCCGCGCUACCGGACCGCGGCACCGCCAACCUGACGAGCGUCAACGUGCUGCUGCGGGACCCGGACGACGCGGCGCUGCAAAAGGCCGCCGCCGAGCUCGACUCGCGCGUCACGGGCUCGUCGGCAUCUCCUCGGCCGCGCCGCUUCGACCUGAUCGUGUCGCACCUGACGCUGCACCACAUCCCGUCCAUGCCGGACAUGUUCGCCACGCUGGCCGCGUGCCUCAAGCCGGGCGGCCGGGUCGCGCUGACCGACUACGAGGACUACGGCGACGAGGCCAUCGCGUUCCACCCCGUCGCCAAGCGCGAAGGGGUCGAGAGGCACGGCAUCCGCAGGGCCGAGGUCGUCGAGGCGAUGCGCGAGGCCGGGCUGGUCGACGUUGGCGUCGAGGAGGCGUUUGUUCUUCGCAAGGAGGUUGAGGCCGAGGCCGAAAACCCGGCGAGGGCGAUGGACUUUCCGUUUCUGAUCAUGCUGGGCAGGAAAAAGGAGUAG
Molecule: messenger RNA, 765 nt
Organism: Pyricularia pennisetigena
Lineage: Eukaryota; Fungi; Ascomycota; Sordariomycetes; Magnaporthales; Pyriculariaceae
Exons: 2
Coding region: 1-765 (254 amino acids)
Source: RefSeq, a predicted model, not a curated record